Rhizophagus irregularis DAOM 181602=DAOM 197198 is the source of this 1116-nucleotide messenger RNA. RefSeq lists its product as uncharacterized. Lineage: Eukaryota; Fungi; Glomeromycota; Glomeromycetes; Glomerales; Glomeraceae. The record is from RefSeq and is a predicted model, not a curated record.
AUGUACCGAAAACGACUGACCAAUUUCCAGUCAUACCACUCCGAUAGUAGUAAAAGGAGUAAAAAACAAAAAUUACGCUUUCAACGGGCAUGUAGAUCUAUUUUCUACAACCGUGGCCACAAACCAAAGAAAAAACCUCACAAACGUUCGAUCACUAAGGAAGAAAAGCUUUACCGUGCUCGGCAACACCACUUCCUUUUUUUACCUUCACUAGUUAUUGCUAAACCUAUAGAACAUUUAAAAUAUUAUAAAGGGUUUAUGCUCCGAACUGAGGAUGAUUAUAAAUUUCCUAUACCUCCUAAGCGAUCUAGAGGUCCUGUAGGCGCAGGAGCUGUUAUAACUACGAUACAAGAUCGACUCUCUCGACAACAUCCUGGGAAUAAGUUACCUAGUACUUCACAUACUCACUCACCUGCCACCCACUUACAACCCAUUCUCCUCAAUGAAGAGAAAACGUGGCAUGAGAAGUUGGGCAUCUGGAUUCCUAAUGACCUUUUUCCCUACGUAACCGAGGAACCUAUCUAUAUCUCCAAAAGACAAGAAAGACUCAAAGGCCAACAAUAUGAACCAGGUUGUAUAUACUGGUUUGACGCUAUUAGAAAACGUAAAAAUGCUCAUGAACUAGCUAUACAACGACAAAAAGAACACGAAGCAAGAGAAGUUUCAUGUCUUGCCCACGAAGCAGAACUUUCCACUAGAGCUAAACUCUGGGGUACUUCUACCAACCGUAUAGAAUAUCGUGAAGAUAUGACCAAAGAUCUUACUAAAUUUCAAGAUCAUUUCCACAAGAAAAUCACACCUUUAAUUGACCGCCGUUCCGUUCUACAGAACAGACUCAGUCAAAGCAAAAAUGUUUACAAAACUAACAAACAAUUGCUCCAACUAGAGCAUGAAUUAGGUUGUUUUAAUAUUGAAUAUUUUUCAGUCAUAGACGACAACGGACCUCACUACCGUUAUAAAGGACACACCUCGGACGACACAAAACAAUUAGAACUUAGACCUCACAAGCGUCCCCCUAUCUUAAGUACAAAUACAGAUAGGCACAGUAUUGACAUCAAAAAAUUGAGACUUGAUAUGACGUCUCCUGAAGACUUGAAAGUCUUCACUCUUCCUUAA